AUGGGUUCGAUCUCAGGUCCAGGACUUGACCUUUUCAGCGGGUUUUACAACACCAUCAAUGGAAAAUUGACCAGCACCGAGAAAACCAGGCACGGCAUUAAUCCCGCGACGGGCAAGCCCAACCCAGAAGUCCCCGUCUCUACCCAAAAGGACGUCGACGAUGCUGUAGCAGCUGCCAAGGAAGCAUUCAAGUCAUGGUCGCAGACUCCUUAUGAGAAGCGGCGCGAGGCUGUUUUGGCCUUCGCCGAUGGUCUAGAAAAAUAUGCCAAUGACUUUGGAAAGCUCCUCACUCAAGAGCAAGGAAAACCGCUCCAAUUCGCCGUCGGCGAGGUCAACACAGGUGUCCACUGGAUGCGGGCUUUGUCCAAGCUAGAGCUCAAGGAAGAGGUCGUGGAAGAGAACGAUGAGAAAAAGACCAUUGUCCGGUAUACACCUCUCGGAGUCACCGUGGGCAUCGUACCUUGGAACUUCCCCGUCCACCUUGCUUGCGGCAAGAUUGCUCCUUCAGUCCUUACUGGUAACCCGAUCAUUAUUAAGCCCUCGCCCUUUACACCAUACUGCGACUUGAAGCUCGGUGAACUCGCCCAGCAAUACUUCCCUCCUGGUGUCGUUCAGGUUCUGAGCGGCGAUGACAACCUGGGUCCUUGGCUGACGGCCCACCCUGGCCCUGAUAAAAUCAGCUUUACUGGAUCGACAUUCACUGGAAAGAAGGUGAUGGAGAGCGCGGCUAAAACAUUGAAGCGAGUGACCUUGGAACUGGGUGGCAAAGAUCCCGCCAUCAUUUGCAAGAAUGUUGACAUCAAAGCCGUUGCUCAGAAGAUUGGUACACUUGCCUUCCUCAACUCCGGCCAGAUUUGCUUGGCCAUCAAGCGUAUCUAUGUCCACGAGUCGAUUCACGACGAGUUUAGAGACGCCAUGGUCGAGUUUACCAAGACAAUCAAGGUUGGCGACGGCACUGAGGAGGGAGUCUUCCUUGGACCCAUCCAAAACAAGAUGCAAUACGAGAAAGUCAAGACCUUCUUCGACGACAUUGAAAAGGAGAAAUUGACCGUCGCAGUUGGCGGUAAGAACGAGGACAAGCCUGGUUACUUUAUCACACCCACCAUUAUCGACAAGCCUGCAGAUGACUCUAGAAUCGCCACAGAGGAACCAUUUGGUCCCAUUGUCCCUCUGAUGACCUGGACCGAUGAAGACGAUGUCAUUGCCCGCGCCAAUAACACCAAGAUGGGUCUUGGAGCUUCGGUGUGGUCUGAUGAUUUGGAUGAAGCCUCUCGCAUCGCUCGACAGCUGGAUGCCGGUAGCGUUUGGGUUAACACCCAUCUUGAGGUUGACCCCAAUGCGCCUUUUGGCGGCCACAAGGAGAGUGGUAUUGGCUUCGAAUGGGGCAUUGGCGGCCUCAAGUCGUUCUGCAAUGUCCAGAGCUUGUUCUUGAAGAAGAAGACUUCGGCAUGA
This is a messenger RNA of Fonsecaea multimorphosa CBS 102226, 1452 nucleotides long. RefSeq lists its product as uncharacterized. The record is from RefSeq and is a predicted model, not a curated record. The coding region runs from base 1 to 1452 and encodes 483 amino acids. Gene Ontology annotation, molecular function: aldehyde dehydrogenase (NAD+) activity. The transcript has 5 exons. Lineage: Eukaryota; Fungi; Ascomycota; Eurotiomycetes; Chaetothyriales; Herpotrichiellaceae.